AUGCACCAAACCCAAGCGUAUUUGCCUUACGGGUUUUAUCAACCACAGCAGGCUGCAGCAAAGCAGCAACCUCCCGUUUCGGAGGAUAUGCGUCGUAUGUUUCAAUACCUCGAAGGGCUUUACAAACCUGAGACGCGUGAGAACUCCAUUUUGGAGUUGGCAAAAGAUCGCGAAUCAUAUCAUCAUCUCGGACCUGCGUUGUGGUAUGGCGUGGGGAUCAUGUCAGUUCUAUUGCAGGAAAUAAUUUCUGUCUAUCCCUUGUUAAGUACACCUCAUCUUCUUGCCAAGGGAAUGGCAAAUCGUGUGAGCAGCGUGUUGACUCUUCUGCAAGCUGUUGCUUUCCAUGAAUCCACUCGACGCAUGUUUCUCGAUUCACAAAUGUGUCUCUUCCUCUACCCAUUUCUCCGUGGGAUGAAUGAAGGGACUGAAGGGUUGCGACUCACUUCCCUUGGUGUUAUUGGCGCUCUUGUAAAAACAGAUGAUCAUGAUGUUGUUCAGUACCUUCUCAACACGGAGAUAUUCCCCCUUUGCCUCAACAUCAUGGAGUCUGGAACUGAAUUUUCAAAAACUUUGGCGACAUUUAUCGUGCAGAGGCUCCUUAACUCAGAGGGAGGUUUGAAAUAUGUAUGCCUAACUCCUGAACGGUUCACGGCUGUGGCUACGGUGCUGGGGAAAUUGGUGGAAUCAAAAGAUUGCAGCACACGUCUGUUAAGGUACAUUAUUCGCUGCUACCUCCGUCUUUCUGAGAACCAGAGGGGACGUGAGGCUUUGAGCCGUUGUUUACCACAAGCCCUGCGUAAUGCCACUUACAAACAAGCACUUGAGAGUAAUACGGGACUGGUGAGGAAUUUGCUUCAGUUGUUAGUAAAUAUCGGUGAUGCGGGCGCCACGAAGCUUCACGAGUCGCUUCUCGCAGGUGGGAAGCCACAAGGCGGUGAUGCCAGUGCGUGA
Trypanosoma brucei brucei TREU927 is the source of this 951-nucleotide messenger RNA. RefSeq names its product cell differentiation protein, putative (gene Tb927.4.410). Bases 1 to 951 code for a protein of 316 amino acids. Lineage: Eukaryota; Euglenozoa; Kinetoplastea; Trypanosomatida; Trypanosomatidae. Gene Ontology annotation, cellular component: CCR4-NOT core complex; CCR4-NOT complex; P-body. The record is from RefSeq and is a predicted model, not a curated record. Gene Ontology annotation, biological process: mRNA catabolic process; negative regulation of translation. The transcript has a single exon.